Messenger RNA from Cercospora beticola, 1046 nucleotides. RefSeq lists its product as uncharacterized. NCBI's taxonomy places the organism in Eukaryota, Fungi, Ascomycota, Dothideomycetes, Mycosphaerellales, Mycosphaerellaceae. The record is from RefSeq and is a predicted model, not a curated record.
GAGGCCGAGAAGCUAACUAGAGCACAGGUAUGCCCGGCCACGGGCGAACCUCCAAUGGACAGCGAAUCAAGGUAACACCUCGAGCUUGGCAGGCAUGGGUAGUAGAGCCACAUGCCUCGUUUACUAGACCCGCUGACUGCAUGGCUGACGGGUCGACAAACACACCUUAAAUCGACAACCCUACGUCUAUCUCCCAGAUUCGCCCCUUCAGAAGCGCUCGACUCAGACUCUUGACAUCGACACUUACAGUCCACUCACCAACAGUUCGAGGUCUAAAUGUCACGCAACGGGACUUCUCCAUUUGAGGUGUCCGCGCCAUUGAGCUUGUCCUCAGGCCCUGACUCCAACGAAUAUCCCUCUACAGAUAAGAAGCCGGAUCUGGAGCGACACAUCUCCCACAUACCGCAAGACAGCGACCUCGAAGAUGAAAUAGAAGAGGAAACCGCGCACGAUACUUCCGGCACAUCCGGCGGCGGCAUCAAGUCCAAGCUGAAAAAGCUCAAGAACCGUGUAACGCACCACUCUCACGACAAAGAUAAAUCCACCACUCUCUCAACAGAUCCCACGGACCGCAUUGAGAAACGUCACGAUUCAGGCAACGCGACUUCAGACUUCGAGAUCACUCCCGGCAUCGGCGGAGUCAGCAGCGCGAGCAAUGCUGGUGGAGACUACCUGACUGCUUCUUCUGCAGAACAUCACAAAGCUAUCACGCCAAAUCUGGAACGCCAUAUAUCAGCCAUCGGGCCUGACGGGACUCUCAGUCCGAGUGCUGCGAGUCAACAGCAGCCAAAAGGUCGAUCACCGAAAAUGGAAAGGCAUAUUUCCGGCAUACCGCAGGACGAUUAUGACAGCGAUCGUGAGAUUUAGCGAGUGGAGUUGAGAAUUUUUUCUUUCUUGCUGGUGUAGUUUUUGACAUUGGUGAUGCGAAUACAUAUCGAAUGGCAUGGCAUGGCGAGGAGUCAACGUUUUUUUGUCGGCACGAAGCUACUUUCUCUACGGCUGCGCCAAAUUUAGCUCUGCUGAAGCUGCAGAAUUAUACCUAUGAU